Messenger RNA from Alternaria alternata, 2082 nucleotides. RefSeq lists its product as hypothetical. The record is from RefSeq and is a predicted model, not a curated record. The transcript has 2 exons. The coding region runs from base 1 to 2082 and encodes 693 amino acids. NCBI's taxonomy places the organism in Eukaryota, Fungi, Ascomycota, Dothideomycetes, Pleosporales, Pleosporaceae.
AUGAAUAAUCCAAAAGCUUCAAGUCCAAAGCGUAAGCGGAACGUGAUCGACGUUGACAAAGCUACUGCGCCCGUCGACACGGCGGAUAUUCGCAAUCAAGCCCUGACUCAUAAGAAGGCUAAGAACGCUAAGAAGACCGCUGCUGUAAAUCAUGAACUAGCCAAUACUGUCUCUGACAGUGAAGAUAUCGAUGAAGAUGGCUCUACGCCACAACAAACCCUUCCGUCUCUCACUACUCCAGACGCAACUUGGUUGAUUCGAGGAGAUGAUCCAACUAAGAAUCAGAUGUUGAAUGUCAUAACUGAUCCCCAAGUGCGAGCUGCAUAUCUUGAGGAGGUCGGCAACCGCACAUUGUACAUUACAAGUGACCCGUUUCCGGCGAACUCCAAUGACACUGACUCAGCAGCCACACCUGAGGUACGCGCGGGGCUCAAGGCUCGACUGGUUGAUGGCCUUACUUGGGAGGCGUGUAAGUCUGCAUACAAUAGCAAUGGUGGGAAAGCAACUACCUUUGCAGGUGUAGAAAAACAGGUCAAGUUGCAUGGGUGGAAGUGGUUUGAUGAGCAGAAUGUUGUGGUCCCCUGGACACUUAGAGGCCCUUCAGAUAGGAAGCGUCUUAAGAAUUUGGGCCUGGGGCAAAAUCAUUUCCCGACUCUAGUUGCGAAGGUAUUGAGCUCGACACCAACUGUCCAUCAUCAGCCAGUUCCAAAGACCAAAGAGCCGACGCCGAUAAACCCCAACAUUGUCUCAAAGAACAGUUCUGAGCAGAAAGAGACGACGAGUGAGCAGCAUUUGGAGAAGGAGAUCACGCUCACACCCGACAGAGAGACUCUGGAGCAAACGGCAAGCAACCUUGCCACGGAUGAGCAACAACCACCUGAUGAUGAUAGCAAGCAGGAUCACGUUAAAGACAAAGAGGACUCAGCCCCUCUUCUUAUUCGCGACCGCAUCCGCACCACACACAACCUCUUUGGGUCGAAUGUAGUUGAGGUCAAGCUUAAUGGUGCUUCGCACUGGGCAACUUUACGUGCUUUGGAGAAGUAUUGUGGCGCUUACAGUGAGCGAUCAUCUUCCAACGAAGACCAAGUUGUAGACUUUGGCCGCAAGAGAAUUUCGCCCGUGAUCGCGCGUGCUUUUUUUCAAGCAAUUUCGCCCUUCCCUCGGAGCGAACUGCCCACCCACGAUGUCAUCCCGGAUCCGGAAAUGUCUUUACACCACGAAGAUGUCGCCUUAGUCAUAUUGCCUGACGAUCCCAAGCCAAGGGAGAUUGAAUGGAACUUCGAUGCUUGCGCCGAGAUGUACAGACUGGCUAGAAUGCUCAAGUCGCCAGUUGUCAAAGACAUGGUAGCAGAUAGGAUAUUGAAGAUCUACCUCGAGUACCGCAAGCAACUAGAGGAAGACGACGACAAGCAGAACCUAGACUUCCCCAUCAGAUUCGCCAACUCGUUGAAAAUGAACGAAGACCUGCCCAUCCUCCGUUUGUUAGUCGACAUAGCUCUCGAUCACAGUCGCCGAGGACACGACCUACCGGAUGGGCUUGCAACUCACGUCAUGCGUUUGUUAGUCGGUCGUUCGUCCGGCUGGGGAGGCAAGAUGCACAUGCUUCACAAUCAAAACCCCACCGCGUUGUGUAACGAGUACCAUGGUCAUGAUCGACUUUGUCACAAAGCUUUCGACGCACGCUAUACAACGGAACGGCUCAUCCAUGACAUCUUUAAGCGGAUUCGACGAGACACAUGUCUGGAAGCCGCUGAGGAAUUCGAUAUGGAAAAAAAGCAAGAUGAGGACGAUGAUUCCCCAAAGAUAGCACUGGACAUAUACAAGAUGCUGCUCUGGUCUCGCGACAAUGAGGAGCAAGUUGCGCUUUUCAUGCUUGAGUACGAACGGCUUGCUGCGAGACUGAAUGACACGUGGGCUCUAGAUGAGCAGGCUGACCCGGAAGAUGAGAAGCGGGCGGAGUGGCUUUCUGAAAAGAUUACUGCGCUGCGGGUGGAGCACAAUGAGCGGUGGCCAGACUAUGGAGAAGAAGAAGAGGAAGGGGAUCCGGCGAGCUAUGCUAGGCAGUUGUUCGAUAUAGGUUAG